This is a messenger RNA of Amyelois transitella, 2402 nucleotides long. RefSeq names its product calphotin-like. NCBI's taxonomy places the organism in Eukaryota, Metazoa, Arthropoda, Insecta, Lepidoptera, Pyralidae. Bases 136 to 2340 code for a protein of 734 amino acids. The transcript is spliced from 3 exons. The record is from RefSeq and is a predicted model, not a curated record.
CUACUGGUAUUAACAGCAAUAAAGCGUUAUCUAAACAUACUAAUUACAGACAGGAACAAAGAUAAAAUUCAUAUAAAAAGGUAAACAAAAUCAUCGAAAAACAUAGUUUGUUGAACAUCAAACAAACAGAGCAAAAUGAAAUCCCUGCUCAUAACCGCUGUCUUAGUCGCCGUGGCCCUGGCCGGGCCCACCAACCGCGUCCUCAUCGCCAGUCACCUCUUCGAGUCACCAAUCGCUGUCGGCCCCGCUAUCGUCGAGAGCCCCGCUCCCAUCGCCGUUGGCCCCGCUAUCGUCGAGAGCCCCGCUCCCAUCGCCGUUGGCCCUGCUAUCGUCGAAUCACCUGUCGCUGUAAGCCCCGUUAUCGUGGCUGAGCCUUCUCCCAUCGCUGUUGGCCCCGCCAUUGUGGAGUCCCCUGCUGCAGUCAGCCCCGUCAUCGUUGCUGAGCCUUCCCCCAUCGCCGUUGGCCCCGCUAUCGUCGAAUCACCUGUUGCAGUCAGCCCCGUUAUCGUGGCUGAGCCUUCUCCCAUCGCUGUCGGCCCCGCUAUCGUCGAGAGCCCCGCUCCCAUCGCCGUCGGCCCCGCUAUUGUCGAAUCACCUGUUGCCGUCAGCCCCGUUAUCGUGGCUGAGCCUUCUCCCAUCGCUGUAGGCCCCGCUAUCGUCGAGACACCUGUCGCCGUCAGCCCCGUCAUCGUAGCCGAGCCUUCUCCCAUCGCCGUUGGCCCCGCUAUCGUUGAGAGCCCCGCUCCCAUUGCCGUUGGCCCCGCUAUCGUGGAGUCACCUGUUGCCGUCAGCCCCGUUAUCGUAGCUGAGCCUUCUCCCAUCGCUGUUGGCCCCGCCAUUGUGGAGUCCCCUGCUGCAGUCAGCCCCGUCAUCGUUGCUGAGCCUUCCCCCAUCGCCGUUGGCCCCGCUAUCGUGGAGUCACCUGUUGCUGUCAGCCCCGUUAUCGUAGCUGAGCCUUCUCCCAUCGCCGUUGGCCCCGCUAUCGUCGAGACACCUGUCGCCGUCAGCCCCGUCAUCGUAGCUGAGCCAUCCCCCAUCGCCGUUGGCCCCGCUAUCGUGGAGUCACCUGUCGCCGUCAGCCCCGUUAUUGUGGCUGAGCCUUCCCCCAUCGCCGUUGGCCCCGCUAUCGUGGAGUCACCUGUCGCUGUAAGCCCCGUUAUCGUAGCUGAGCCUUCCCCCAUCGCCGUUGGCCCCGCUAUCGUCGAGACACCUGUCGCCGUCAGCCCCGUCAUCGUAGCUGAGCCUUCCCCCAUCGCCGUUGGACCCGCUAUCGUCGAGACACCUGUCGCCGUCGGCCCCGUCAUCGUAGCUGAGCCUUCCCCCAUCGCCGUUGGACCCGCUAUCGUCGAGACACCUGUCGCCGUCGGCCCCGUCAUCGUAGCUGAGCCUUCCCCUAUCGCCGUUGGUCCCGCUAUCGUCGAGACACCUGUCGCCGUCAGCCCCGUCAUCGUAGCUGAGCCUUCCCCCAUCGCCGUUGGCCCCGCUAUCGUCGAGACACCUGUCGCCGUCAGCCCCGUUAUCGUAGCUGAGCCUUCUCCCAUCGCUGUUGGCCCCGCCAUUGUGGAGUCCCCUGUUGCAGUCAGCCCCGUCAUCGUAGCUGAGCCUUCCCCCAUCGCCGUUGGCCCCGCCAUUGUGGAGUCCCCUGUUGCAGUCAGCCCCGUCAUCGUAGCUGAGCCUUCCCCCAUCGCCGUUGGCCCCGCCAUUGUGGAGUCCCCUGUUGCAGUCAGCCCCGUCAUCGUAGCUGAGCCUUCCCCCAUCGCCGUUGGCCCCGCCAUUGUGGAGUCCCCUGUUGCAGUCAGCCCCGUCAUCGUAGCUGAGCCUUCCCCCAUCGCCGUUGGCCCCGCUAUCGUCGACACCCCAGCUGUAGCCCCCGUAGCGGUCGUGGACACACCUAUUGACCCCGUCGCCGUUGUAGACGGACCUAGCCCUAUCGCCGUUGGGCCCGCCAUCGUCGGACCUGUCGACCCCGUCGCCGUUGUCGAUGGACCCUCUCCCAUAGCUGUUGGACCAGCAGUCAUCGGCAGCUUUGAGCCCGUCAUCUCUGAGACUCCAGUCAGCACUUCCCUUAUCACCCUUAUCUUCAACAUCUACAACCAAGCCAGUGAUUUCCUCGGAAACCCAGCACCUGUGGCUCCCGAAACCGUCAUAUCUGAAGGUGCUGACGCAGUGAACGUAGUAGAACAAGCUGUUGACCCAGUUAAUGUUGUUGAUCAAGUUGUUGAACCCGUGUUGGUAGUUGAAGCACCUGCAGACCCUGAGCCAGUGGUGGUAGGCCCCGCAGUCAUCCCUCAGCCUGUGGUCAUUGCAAACCCAAUUGCCGAGCCUGCUAUUCAUGCUUAAGCGAAGUAUGUCGGGUAAGCGGUAUGUAUAAUAUUGUAAAAUAAACAUCUUAUUUCUAAAUA